AUGAGAUGGAUUAGAAAGAAAAAGGGAAAAGUUUUGGCCAAAGAUGAAGGACAUUUUAUUACUUUUAUCGUAAUAUUUUUGGAAAUGUUUGAAAAAGAGAAGGGGAAAGAAAAUGGUCGAGUUUCUGAUAAAUUGUUUUUGGGCGAUAAUGUCAACUAAAAACUAUGAGAGAGGAGUAAGGGGGGAGGGGGUAUAUAAAAAUAUUGCUUGUGUUUGAUAAAUGUUUUAGUGAUAGUAAAAAUAGUAAAAAUAUUGGGGAGGUUAUUUUUGGUAUUUUAACAAAAAAAAUUUUUAUUAAAGGAAAAAGAGUAAGGGAGAAAAUUGAGAAAUGAUGGCCUUGAUAAGAGAAAAUUGAAAAAAAAAUUUAAAAAAAAGGAAAGGAGAGCAAGUAGGGAGCGGCCCAUAUUUUGCCAAUACACAUUUUGCCAAUAAGGCUAAAAUUUCUCGUUUUGUCAACAAACUUGUGGCAAAAUGUCGAGUUUUUGCCUUAUUGGCAAAAUGUGGUAUUGGCAAAAUGUCGGAGGGAACGGUGGUAAAAUUAUUUUUAUAUCUCACCUCAAUAAUUCUUCCUCUUCCUUUACUUUCUAAAAUUAAAAAAAUCUGGCUCAAUAAUAGACGGAAUAAAAAAAAUUUUUGUUGAAAGGGAUUUACUAGUUUAAACAAAAUCUUUUUUUUUAAAAAUAAGUGAGGAAAUGCGCGGAGGAAAAAAUAUUUUUUUAAUUCCUCUUUUUUAAAGUGUAUUAGUGUGUGUUUAGACAAACAUGUGUGGGGGACACCCUUUUAAGACUUUUUUUUCUUUUUAGUCAAUAUUUUUUGAAAAAUAUUUUUUUGAGAAAAAAUCAAAAUUUAGUCGCAAAAUUGUUUAAAAUUAAAUUUUUUUAAUUAUAGAAGAAAUUUGAUUUUAAAGGAGAAAAAAAACUUUUAGGUGAGUUGAGAGAGUUUGAGAGAAUUGAGAUUUUCUAAUAUAACGAUCUCGAUUCUCGGGCGACACUCCCAAUCCAGUCUCUAAAAAAUACCUU
Messenger RNA from Meloidogyne enterolobii, 1019 nucleotides. The record is from the annotation of a GenBank genome assembly. Lineage: Eukaryota; Metazoa; Nematoda; Chromadorea; Rhabditida; Meloidogynidae.